GUAAAGACAACUGAGCAUAACACUGCAGUGCAGCACCACUGAGGAUUAUACACCAGACACCAAUACCAUACUAGACAGCCUUACUUAAAUUGAUACAUAGUAUUUUAGUGUUGUGGUGGACAUCAAGAGGACUAUCAGGUGGAAAAAUAGAAGUCAGUCUGGGGAUAUUUUGAAACGAGCAGCAGUCCAGCAUGCAGGUGAUAACAUGUGCGUUGUUUACGCUCGUCACUCUCCCUAUCAGCACCGUGUCGGAGGCUGACUCCUGCCCUGCUGUCUGCGAGUGCUCUGAGUGGAAGAGCCACACAAUCUCCUGCUUUGACAUUGAUAUUCUUCCCAGGUUUCCAGCAAGCACGGAGACACUAUGGCUUUUUGAGACCCGCCUUUCAUCCGUGCCAGCAGAUGCUUUUGCCAACAUGGUCAACAUCUCAAGGAUAUAUAUAUCGGUGGAUAUGACGCUGCAGAGGCUGGAGAAGCACUCGUUCUACAGCCUGAGGAAAAUCACCCACAUAGAGAUACGUAAUGCAAAAAGUCUGACCUACAUUGACCCAGAAGCGUUUAAAAAUCUCACAAACCUCAAAUACUUAGGAAUUUUCAACACUGGCCUAACAUACUUCCCUGACUUGAGAAACAUCCACUCUAAUGACAUGAACUUCAUACUGGAAAUUGUUGAUCAUCCUCACAUCACUGAGAUCCCGGCCAACUCUUUCCAUGGCAUCACCAGCGAUGUGCUGACAGUGAUGCUGUAUGGGAAUGGCUUCAGAGAAAUCCAACAUCACGCCUUUAAUGGGACCAAGCUAGAUCAGGUCGACCUUCACAGGAACAGGGAUCUUACCAAGAUGGAUGAAAGGGCUUUCGCGGGCACCAUCAGUGGCCCCAUGCUGCUAGAUGUGUCUCUAACAGGGAUCAACUCCCUGCCGACCACAGGUAUGGGUUCUCUCCGGGAGUUGAAGGCGCGCAAUGCCUGGGCCCUCAAGAAACUGCCGGCCAUCAAAACCUUCAAACACCUCACCAUUGCCAACCUCACCUACCCCAGUCACUGCUGCGGCUUCAAAAACCUCAAGAAGAAACGAGGCUUUUUGGAGUAUAUCAUCUGUAACCUGACUGCUUUCUACGACCAGCAUCACAAGCGUUCUGUGGGGCCCCUCCGCAUGCCGUCCCUCCAAGGGGAAAGUGUGGCGGAAACAAUCCCAGACGAGGAGCCAAACGAUGGCCACCGAGAGAGAGAGUCCCAGCAAGACUGGUGGAGAGGUGACUUCCAUGGCAGCCUGCACUACCACGCCUACUUCGGGGGCCAGCCAGAUGAGGAUGUGGGUUUCGGAGAGACCCUCAAAAACCCCCAGGAGGACACCAGCCAAGACUUUGACAGUCGUUACGAUUAUGUGGUGUGUGAGGAGGGAGAGGAGGUUGAGUGUGCACCAGUGCCUGAUGAGUUCAAUCCUUGUGAGGACAUAAUGGGUUUUGGCUUCCUGCGAGUGUCUGUGUGGUUUGUAAGUCUGCUGGCUGUUCUGGGAAACGUGAUGGUGCUCCUGGUGCUGCUCACCAGCCACUACAAGCUCUCGGUCUCCCGCUUCCUCAUGUGUCACCUGGCCUUUGCAGAUUUGUGCAUGGGAAUUUAUCUGCUGCUUAUCGCCUCUGUAGACCUGCACACACAAGCCGAGUACUUCAACCACGCCAUAGACUGGCAGACGGGCCCUGGCUGUGGACUUGCAGGUUUUUUUUCUGUCUUUGCAAGCGAGCUGUCUGUCUACACCUUGACGGUGAUCACUCUGGAGAGGUGGUAUGCUAUCACCUUUGCUAUGCGGCUGGAUCGUAAGCUGCAUCUGCACCACGCGGCAGCCGUGAUGCUAGGUGGCUGGGUCUUCUGCCUGCUCCUGGCCCUGCUCCCACUGGUUGGGGUGAGCAGUUACCAGAAGGUCAGUAUCUGUCUACCAAUGGACACCCAGUCCACAGUGGCUCAGGUCUACAUCUUGUCAGUGCUGGUCCUUAACAUCCUGGCCUUUCUUGUUAUCUGUGCUUGCUACUUCAAGAUCUACUGCGCAGUGCAUAACCCUCACUACCGCUCUGGAUCCAAGGAUACCAACAUCGCCAAGCGCAUGGCUGUCCUCAUCUUUACUGACUUCUUGUGUAUGGCGCCUAUCUCUUUCUACGCCAUGUCAGCUGUGCUGAACCGGCCACUCAUCACUGUCUCCAACUCCAAGAUUUUACUGGUGCUCUUCUACCCGCUCAAUUCCUGUGCCAACCCGUUUCUCUAUGCCAUCUUCACUAAGGCCUUCAGGGGUGACAUAUUCAUCCUCCUCAGUAAGGUGGGCCUAUGUCAGCAGCGAGCACAGCUGUUCAGAGGCCAGACGGUCUCAUCAAAGGGCAGCAGCGGUACAUCUCAGGUCCGUAGAGACAAGGAUAAGUUUAGAAAAGGUGGAAGCGGAGGCCAGGAAGAGGUGCCCAUCCAUCUGAAGAAGUGCUCUGGACAUACCUAUCACCAAGCAGUCUGCCAGCAGACAAGCCCUGAAGAGAGCCAGAGCCCGAACACGUGAGCCUAACACCCAGCUCGAGGUAGUAAAGCAAGACAGGUUCAGGUGGGAGUGUUUGUGGACAGUUCUGUUUGGAUAUUUAACAGAAAGCUUCAGUAUUCUGUAUCUGCUUCAAUUUUCAGGCCAAGUUCAGCUGUUUUCACAAUUUCGGCUGUGAUGAUUUUACGGUUCCAGUUGUUGGAGAAUAUCAAGUGUCACUGAAAUAUGAGCCCGACUUCAUCUCACUUAUAGUCCUUUGUAUUUGGAGGGACUAGCUAGAAUAAAAUGGAUAUUAUUUUAUAGUAGUAAGGAUUAAAAACUCAUACAUAACUAUGAAUAAAAUGCAUUUUUUUCAAUAUCUUUAAUUAUAUAUUGAAUUUUAUUUCAAAUUAUAUCUAGAUAUUUUGGCAUUGAUAUACAAAGAAAUAUAACAGACGUAAUUCAUUUUCCUGUGAAAAGAAGACCUUUCUGAAAUGCCCUGUUUAUACUCAGUUAUUGUGUUCAAGAACAGCCUGCUGGCUCAGUGCCGUUCACAGUGGAAACUUAUCCAGUUUACAAAAAUAUAAAAACACUGCAUUUCUUAUUGUCUUAUCAAUACCUCUGUCUGUAGUAUAAAUACACAACAGUGUUUGGUGAUUUAUGGAUGAAAACUGGACACAUUGCUUGUGAUUUCUUUGGAAUUCUUUUGUCUGUUUAGCUGGAACUGAAAAGUAAAUAUGGACAGGUAUAGCAUAGGACAUUACUGUGAUACUGGAAAGCAGACAUGAGUGUUUGUACAGUUCAAAUUGUACUUGUAAGUGUCUAAUACACAAAAUUGAUGUAUCACUUCCUUAGAUUCAUAAAAAUAUUUAUAACGUU
This is a messenger RNA of Micropterus salmoides (largemouth bass), 3365 nucleotides long. RefSeq names its product thyroid stimulating hormone receptor (gene tshr). The transcript has 10 exons. Gene Ontology annotation, molecular function: thyroid-stimulating hormone receptor activity. Bases 192 to 2531 code for a protein of 779 amino acids. The record is from RefSeq and is a predicted model, not a curated record. Gene Ontology annotation, cellular component: membrane. Gene Ontology annotation, biological process: G protein-coupled receptor signaling pathway. Lineage: Eukaryota; Metazoa; Chordata; Actinopteri; Centrarchiformes; Centrarchidae.